Messenger RNA from Leptopilina boulardi, 3525 nucleotides. Its product is annotated as nuclear exosome regulator NRDE2. Bases 95 to 3019 code for a protein of 974 amino acids. The record is from RefSeq and is a predicted model, not a curated record. Lineage: Eukaryota; Metazoa; Arthropoda; Insecta; Hymenoptera; Figitidae. Gene Ontology annotation, biological process: regulatory ncRNA-mediated post-transcriptional gene silencing; negative regulation of RNA catabolic process. The transcript has 11 exons. Gene Ontology annotation, cellular component: catalytic step 2 spliceosome.
GUUUGUUUGUAUAUAUAUUCUUAGUGUCGUCUGCUCCUACUGUCAAAAAAGAAGAAUAUUACAAUAAACUUUUAAUUUUUAAAUUAACAUUAAAAUGUCUCUAUUUCCUGCUUAUUCGAGUGUUAAAAAUUUUAAUGAAUCUAAUGUCAAUUCUGCAGAAGAAUUAGUAAAUGAUGACAAUAAAGAAAAAUGGCUUUCAAAUUCAAGUUUUCAAUCAAGUGUAGAAUUUAAUAAACCCACUGAUAUAUCGUCAUCAUCAUCAGAAGAAAAUGAAUCUGUACAUGUACCAACUUCAUCGAAAUUAGAAACAAUUCCUGAGAAUAUAAAAAUUGUGUCAAAUUAUCGUGAUUCAACUCACGCUACUGUUAAUUUGAGAAAACAUCAUAAGAAGAAAAAGAAGAAGCACAAAAUUAAAAUCGAACAAAACUAUGAACGAAAAGUAGAAAAUGUCUAUUUUGAGGAUCGAAUUCUCGAUACAAGAAUGUGCACUGUUGACACCUUGUGCUCGAGAGUACGACCUUUGUAUAAUUUAUCCGAACACAGUCUAGAUUUCAUUUCUAGAAAACGAUUUAAGAAACGUACACUUUGUCGAUAUUAUUCAAAGAAUAUUGACAAACAGGAACAAACAAAAAAGAAAGAUACUAUUAUCAAGAGAACAAAAUCCAAUGAUAAUUCGGAAAUUAUGCCAGAAUGGUGUGUAAAUAUGGAAGAAGAACAAAAAACAAAAACACAAGAUUUUAAUAAAAAGUUAGAAGAGAAUCCACAUGAUAUUGAAAUUUGGCUUCGUUAUGUUGAUUUUCAGGAUGAUGCAAUAACUUUUCAACCCUUUAAAAAUAAUACGCACUCGAUAUUACAAAAAAAGUUGUCUAUCGUUGAAAAAGGUUUGGAAAACAAUCCUGAUUCCUUGGAAUUGCAAAAAUUAAAAUUAUUCUUUAUGUCCGAACUUGCACCAGCCGAUCAAUUUUCCAAUGAAUUAGAAGCACUUCUUAAUAAAGAUUCGGGUAAUUUGAUUUUAUGGCAAACUCUCAUUAUGGUGACACAAUCGUCGGUUGCUUUGUGUUCUGCGCCAAAUGUUUUGAAUUUAUUUACAAAAUGUCUUUUUGUUUUACGACAACGUUCAAGGGCGAAUCCUCGUUUUUACGAUACACAAGUUUUGAAUACAAUGUUUCAGUGCUUGAUGUUUCUUAGACAUGCAGGAUUUUGGGAACAAAUGUGGGAAACAAUUCGAAUGAAUUUAUGUUUAAAUCUCGAUUUACGUAAAGAGAAUUUACAACUUCAAAGUUCAAUUGAUGAAAAAAAUCUCAUUGGAAUGGAAGAAGUAAUUCUGACGUCGAGACUACCAUUGAAUCAACUUUGGCUUCGAGUAGAAUCAUUGAGAGAAAGAUGUCAUUGGGUUAGUGUAACAAGCGAUCAACUUGAGCUGAUUGGAGAUUCAAAAAGAUUUGUUUUACCUGAAGAUGUGGCUGAUUUUGUUCAUCCUCUAGUCUCGCAUAAUUCAAAUUUCCAUUUGGCAGUUUAUUCACUAUUAGCACUUAAAGUGCCUCUGUUACCAACUCGAGAUACCACCUUAAAGAUUUUGGGAUUGAAGGAUUUGAACUGGAUUUUCGAUUCUAUGGAAGUUUUAUUGCCAUUAGCGUAUCCCUGUGUAGGUGAAAUGGCUGGACAUGAAAAAAGAAAGUCACUUCUCGAAGGUUUAAUACAAGGACAAUUAACGUCGGGUCCGCAAUUUUUGAGAUUUCAUCCUGCGCAGGAACCUUUUUUGGAUUUUAUUAGAUCAACAUUUAAAAUAAUUGCCGAGGCCUUGCCACCUUUACAACGAACAAGCAUUUACAUCUGGUGGUUGCGAUUUGAAAGAAUGUUGAUUUAUUUUGGAAAAGAUGAUCCUUUAAAAAGUGAUAAUCGUGGAAAAAAAUUGAAAAACAUAUUGAAGGAAUUUUUGAAGAAAUCAGAAAAUCGAAAUAAUUUACAUUUUUAUCGUGAAUAUGCACUCAUUGAAUAUGAACAUGGACAUUUUGAAAGUUCUGUGACUAUUUUGGAAACGGCUCUUGACUCAAAUAAUUUAUGUCCAGCAACAAUAACAGACGUGAAUGAAAAAACAACAGUUAUGAGUGUUUAUAGGACACUUUUUGAAAUUUUACUCAAUACCAAAACAUAUUGCAAAACAAAUAGAGAUCAUUUGAAAAAAAUUGCAAUAAAAUUAGUACCAGAAACUAAAGGAAAUCGUUUACUAUCAGCAUAUAAAUUUUUACACGAUUCCGUGGAAAAUUUUCUUUCUCACGAGAUAAUUGAAGAAAGUGAUGAUGCUUUUUUCUUACCAAAUUUGAUAUGCGACACAAUUAUGUGUUACGCGUAUCUUUCAUUGAUAGUGGAACGAAGUAUUAUUGAAAUUAUGAAUACAAUUCGAAGAUGUAUUGAUCAUUGCAAAGAAACUCCGGGAUUAUUGGAGCGUUUAUAUGAAAGUGAAUUAGCAUUUUUACAAUUUCACGCAGAGGAAAUUUAUGAUUCGAAAAAUCUUUUGAAGGAAAUUUUAAAUGAAGCUUCACAUUUAUAUCCAGAUAAUUUCUAUAUACUUUCUGUAUUUGCCGAUGUUGAGUACGAAUUACCAACUUGGCGACAAAAUAAAAGCGGAAAAAUUCGAUUGUGGCAAGCGAUGACAAUGUGCUUGGCAGAAAAUUCACGGAUAAAGUCAUUAAAAAAAAGUAAUCUUUUUGAUGCAGCAGGUGCUCUUCUUAAUAAAUUAUUAUCAUUUUAUAGAAAACUUGCUCGAAAUCCUGACAUCCGACACUGUCCACUUUUGUGGAGGCUGUUCAUAUUAUUGUUGCGAGAGGAAAAUCUUUCCGAAAAAAAGGGUGAAGAUGCUUAUCACGAAAGUGUGGUAAAUUGCCCAUGGGCAAGAUGUAUUUAUAUUGAUUCCGCAGAAAUUGCUCCACAACAAUUAACACAAAUUCAGGAUGUCAUACGUGGAAAAGAGUUAAGAAUACAUGUUACUCCUGAAGAGUUGGAUAUCCUCAGAAGUUAAUUUUUCAGAGAAAUACACCUGUGUAUAGAAUAUAGCUCUUAAUCAGGGUCAAGAUGACACUUUUAAAAACCUUACCAUUUUUCAAAUUAAUCAAUAUACUUUUUAAAUAUAAUCAACAUAAUUUCUAAACAAUUUUAAAAAUUACAUAUAAAAAUUUUAAUACAAAAUCUAAUUAAACAAAAAUUAUUUUCAAAUAAUUUUUUUUUUUUUUUGAGAAAAUACGAUUUUAUCGAUCGAAAAUGAUGAAAAUUGUUUUCCACGACAGUCGCUAGGAGCGGUAAUGUAGUUAAAAAAAUAGAAUAUUAUUGCCAGAGAAAUGAAACAGAAGUGAAACUGAAAUGUGUUACUAAUUUCAUCUCCAAGUUCUUCCAAAGUUUUUUUGUGUCUUUUUGUGGUAAUUAUUUUUUUCCUGAAACGUAGUGUUAAUUUUAUACCGGUUCGAUCGGUUGUAUCUCCAUUAAGAAUGGGAAGACAUAGAAUUUAAAAUUAAUUUUUCUCAAAAAGUC